Chinchilla lanigera (long-tailed chinchilla) is the source of this 5504-nucleotide messenger RNA. It is a transcript of the gene Ildr2, whose product is annotated as immunoglobulin-like domain containing receptor 2. The record is from RefSeq and is a predicted model, not a curated record. Gene Ontology annotation, biological process: pancreas development. NCBI's taxonomy places the organism in Eukaryota, Metazoa, Chordata, Mammalia, Rodentia, Chinchillidae. Gene Ontology annotation, cellular component: membrane.
GGCCCCGAGUGCGCGCCCAGCCUGCCCGGGACCCGCUCGCCCGCCGCCUGCAGCCGCUGCCCACUUUGCUCACGCCCGGCCUGUAUGGGAAGUUGGGGAAAAUGGACAGGGUCGUGUUGGGGUGGCGUGCUCUCUUCUGGCUAACAGCCAUGGUUGAAGGCCUUCAGGUCACAGUGCCUGACAAGAAGAAGGUGGCUAUGCUCUUCCAGCCCACUGUACUUCGCUGCCACUUCUCCACAUCCUCGCAUCAGCCUGCAGUCGUGCAAUGGAAGUUCAAGUCCUACUGCCAGGAUCGCAUGGGGGAGUCCCUGGGCAUGUCCUCUACCCGAGUCCAGUCUCUCAGCAAGAGAAACCUGGAGUGGGACCCAUACUUGGACUGUUUAGACAGCAGGAGGACUGUUCGGGUGGUGGCUUCAAAACAGGGCUCCACUGUUACCCUAGGAGAUUUCUACAGGGGCAGAGAGAUCACGAUUGUUCACGAUGCAGAUCUUCAAAUUGGAAAACUCAUGUGGGGAGACAGCGGACUGUAUUUCUGCAUCAUCACCACCCCUGAUGACCUGGAAGGCAAAAAUGAGGACGCGGUGGAGCUGUUGGUGCUGGGCAGGACAGGGCUGCUUGCUGAUCUCUUGCCCAGUUUUGCUGUGGAGAUUAUGCCAGAGUGGGUGUUUGUCGGCCUGGUGCUCCUGGGAGUCUUCCUCUUCUUCGUCCUCGUGGGGAUCUGCUGGUGCCAGUGUUGUCCACACAGCUGCUGCUGCUAUGUCCGCUGCCCAUGCUGCCCAGACUCCUGUUGCUGCCCCCAGGCCUUGUAUGAAGCAGGGAAGGCGGCCAAGGCCGGGUACCCUCCCUCUGUCUCCGGUGUCCCUGGCCCUUACUCCAUCCCCUCUGUCCCUUUGGGAGGAGCCCCCUCAUCUGGCAUGCUGAUGGACAAGCCGCAUCCACCUCCCCUGGCACCAAGUGACUCCACUGGAGGAAGCCACAGUGUUCGCAAAGGCUACCGGAUCCAAGCUGACAAAGAGAGAGACUCCAUGAAGGUCCUGUACUAUGUCGAGAAGGAGCUGGCUCAGUUUGAUCCAGCCCGAAGGAUGAGAGGCAGAUAUAACAACACCAUCUCAGAACUCAGCUCCCUGCACGAGGAGGACAGCAACUUCCGCCAAUCGUACCAUCAGAUGCGAAGCAAGCCAUUCCCUGUGUCUGGGGACUUGGAGAGCAAUCCUGACUACUGGUCAGGUGUCAUGGGAAGCGGCAGCGGGGCGAGCCGGGGACCCUCAGCUGUGGAAUAUAACAAAGACGACCGGGAAAGCUUCCGGCACAGCCAGCAGCGCUGCAAGUCGGAGAUGCUGUCCAGGAAGAGCUUCGCCGGGGGCGUGCCCGCAGUGUCCAUGGACGAGCUGGCCGCCUUCGCGGACUCCUACGGGCCGCGGCCUCGCCGCGCGGACGGCAGCAGCCUGGAGCCCCGGGGCGGGAGCCGCUUCGAGCGCGCCUCCUACUACGCUUGGUCGCCGCCGGCGCCCGACGAGGAGGACGUGCCCGACGACGCGCUGCCGCCCUACAGCGAGCGCGAGCUGAGCCGCGGCCCGUCCUACCGCGCGCGCGAUCCGCCUUACUCCAGCAACUCGGAGAGGCGCAGGAAGAAGGAGCCCGCCAAGAAGACGAAUGACUUUCCAACUAGGAUGUCCCUUGUGGUCUGAUGUUUUUGAGACAUCUCUCCGGAUAAUCAGAAAUCAGAUGCAGACUGCAGGGACAAGACACAAACCCCAAGAGCCAGCAGGCCGGGACUUUCUUUGACGACCACCUUGGAAGAUUUGCUGAUCUCUUCUUUGGCAAAGGAUAGGAGGCAGCCUUGAAGGGAGACUGAUUACAAACCUCAGCGCCCAUCUAACUAGCUUGAGAAACUUACCAUGAAAACAAUGAAUGUGAGAACAUCCCACCCACAGUUUAUGCUGUCCAACCUCCUUCCUCAGCAGAACUAAGGUUUUGCUUCCAGUUCUGAAAGAGUUAACUGUGGACCACUAAUCUCUGGAAAUUGUCUAUGCCUACAGUUGGUCUCUGUGCUAUGCUUAGAGACAGAAAAAUUCAUUACUACAAUUAGAUGAAGGCCUACUGCUGACAGGGGAAGAGCACUUGAAGGCAGAGGACACCUUUUAUCCCUGUCACUUCCUGGUCACUGGUCAGUGGCUGUUGCUACACUCAAAUCAGAAAGCCUCUGGUGCAUUCAGUGACAGCAACCUCCUGGACAAUCACAGAAACGACUCCAGUCUGCCUUUCUGAAGCGCAGCUCUUGAGUGGCAGGGAUAAAGCAAGAAUAUACCAUUCUGAGAAGCAGUCUAGGCAGUAUUUCCUUUUCUCUUCUGAGAACAUAAACUGCUUUUCCUGUUCCGCAGCACAUGUCAACAUCUGAGUCUUGAACCUCAAGGGCUCUUCUUUUCCUCUCCAGAACUUCUUACUGGUUGGUGCCACGUAGAGCCCCAACUCUGUCUGCACUCUGAUUAGUUUGUCAUCAGGUGCCUUUUGAUAAAUGCUUAAAAUACAACACAUGAAAGAGGAGUGAAAAAAGAAGAGAAAGCAGGAAUGCAAGACAGAAAAGAAUGACAAGAGUUUAAGAAAAAAAUACUGUAUGGUCCCACUAUAUUUGAAAUGUGGGUCAUUUUCCCUACAAAUCCCAGUCAGUCUUCUUUGGUUUUGUACUUCAUUGCCUAUAUUUGUCUCUGCCGUCCUGGUUCUGCUGUUGCAGGACACUAGAGAUAUGGAACCUGCAUCUCUUGGAUUCAUUGAGAUGCUUUUGAGAGGUGAAAAAGGUAUUGAUUUCUUGAAAGGAGUACUUCCUAUUCCUGCCCCUGCCUAAGUGGUAGGUUCUAAGUCCCAAAGCUAAACCUCUCUGGAUUUUGUAACUUGUGUGGAUUACAAAAAUGAUCACAAACUUUCCCUCCUCGUUGAGGUGUUUUUUUCCCCCACCUUCUGAACCGGGAGAUGGCCAUGUGAUUUGAUCUGGCCAAAUGGCCCAGUAGUAAAUAUGAUAUAAACAGAGACUUGAAAAGUUCUUGUGCAUGGGAUGUGUCCUCUCUUGCUGCUCUUCGGAAGCUUGCAGUCACCACCUGGUGAAUGAGCCUGAACUGUCCUGCUGCAUGAUGAGAGAAAACGGCCUAGUUACCCUGUCACUCUGUGUGACAGUUUGUCAACUCUCAGCUGAUUGUAGACAUAGGAGAGUUCAGCCAAGAUCAACAGAAAAGCUGCCUAGCUGAGCCCAGCCCAAACCACUGAUUCCUACUUGAGGCAUGAGAUAUCAGUGCACCCUAUGUGUUCUCUUCUGAUCGGAAUGUUCAGGCCUGAAUCUCUUACUCCAUCCAGUCUUAGGUGUCUCACAGCCUCUACUUUCUUAACAGACUUGAAAUUUUAUCUUUUUACCCUACCCUAUUAUGAUGGGACACAUUGUGGGGUCAAAUAACUGGAGGAGGAGGAUGAACUUGCUAUUUCCUAAUCCAGCAAUGGUCCAGCCCUAUUCUUGUAUCCCUGGAAACCCUCUGAAAGUUGAUCAGCAUCUCCUCGGCCUUCUCCAGAGCCACCAGUCUAGACCUCCAAACUACCAUUUCAUUGGUAUCCAUUGUACUUCAUGGCAUUUCCAAAAAGUCCUAUGUGUUCAGUGUUACAAAGUAGUGGCUAGGUGAGGGUCAGAGGAAAGAGCUGGUACCAUUGCUUGGAGAAUUGGCCGACCAAAGGCCUUCACAGUUGCUUUGGCCUGUCCUACAGGAACUAGAAAAACAGUUCAGCCCAGUGCUGGCACUUCCAAGGGCUUGAAGACACAAGCCAUAACCCUGGUGCUGAGUUUUAGAUGUGCUGGUGUCCCUGUCCUCAAAGAGUUGGUCUGUUUGGGCCCCAAUUCACAUGGAAAAUAUGAUAAACACAUAAUUUCAUAGUCACCAGCUUUGGAUUUCAACUUGCUCAGGCAAUUUUGGAGAAUAUUAGAUAACUGCAGUAGCUGUUACAGCUUUAUACUGAGCACUGUGUCAGGCUUCUCACCACCAAAGAGCCCCAUAGCACCAGCUGCAGAGACCGAAUAUAUUGCUUUUUAAAGUCAGGGCCAUGUAUAGGCUGAGGGGAGAAAUGGGAAGAAUUAUUAAAAUUGGAAACUUGUAAUUCCUAAGACAAUGAAUGUGUAGACAGACAAUAAAAAAAGACAAGUUAGUAAGCUAUUAAAACAACCUGGGGUGAGACCAGCCUGUUUUCUGUAAGGCUGGAAGGAUCACUCAGACUUCCAGGCCUUGAGUAGACAGAAGAAGCGGUUUUUUCUGGGAAUGUGGACAGGACAUAAGACUGCAUAGACAAGGCAAAGCUGACUAUCCUCAACACCCCUGGCUUUUCCCUUCACAUCCCUGUGCUCCUUCUUCCCGGAAUAGUGUGUCCUGCUUAGGAAGUGCCUAUACCUCUCAACUUCCUUUGUAGGUUUUAUUGGGCUAUAAAACAAGUCUUGUCUGUAAGUCAUGGUCUCUGUCCAUCAGGACCCUGUGGUUUAGCAGAAAUGAGACAUGCUCAGGAAUGAACUUGGAGAUUAUUACACAUAUGAGAGGAAAUAGUGCUAUGGAUCAAUUAUUAAAAACCCAGAGAUUUAAAGAUUUUAAAUUUAAAUGGGAGUAUUUUGAUAUUUAAGUGUUGCGUGUUUGUCCAUCCAUCUCAUUUGGAGAUAUGAUCAAUAAUCUGAAAAGCCAGUCUAGAAAAGUCUGAGCUGAACAGAAGUGAAUCAGGACGGGGAAGGGUGAGUGGCAGGGAGCCUGGAGGGCUGGUGCGGGAACUGCUGUGUUUGCCUGUGAGUCACAGCUGAGUCAGGCAUGGGCUGGAGGAGGGAGUGUGGAAGCAGGUGGCAGGAGGUGUCCCUUGGUAGUGAAUUGCUUUUCUAGGCCAUGCAUAGGAUCAUUAGGAAGCUGAGGACAAUCACCACGGACCUGACAAGUGUCAGUUCUUCCACCUGAGCAGGCUGACAGAGCUGAGCAUCUGCACAUCUAGGGGCUCAGUUCUGCAGUUGCGGGUGUUGCUGCCCACCUUCACUAAUGCAGGCAGCUCUCACAGAGGUCGCAGGGCUCUUGCUUCCCUCUCAUGGCCCUCCCUCUGCAGCUGGCAUGGGAUAGGUACCCUAGGAUGUGAAGCGCUCCCACCCAGACCCAAAGCACAAAGCCACAUCUGUGUACAUUUCUAAUAUUCUGAAAACUCCAUAUAAAUAACUUGUUUUUUCCUUAAGCAGCCUUUGAGAGAGGCUGAAGUAACGCUGUAAUUCACCCCUAUGCUUUUUUAAAUGGAGAAACCAUCAUUCCCAUUAGUGAAGUCAUAAACCUAUUAGAUCUUUAGACUCCCGUACUGUAGGUCUUACUUGCUGGAUCAGUGUUUCCUCAAAUCGCCUAGCCAUAAGAAUCAUUUGACUGCUGUUGUUUAAAAGGUAUUAUUAAUAGUUUGGGAGGCUGAAGCAGGAGGAUCAAAAGUAUGAGCCCAGCCUAGGCAACUUAGUGAGACUCUAUCUC